AUGCAUUGGCCUGUGCCUUUAAAUCCCAAUGGUAACCAUCCACUAUUUCCUAAACUCGCAGAUGGAUCUCGUGAUGUCUUGCAGAAUUGGGAUUUUGUCAAGACGUACGACUCAAUGCAAACUUUGGUAGAGAACAAGCAGGCCCGGGCGAUUGGUGUAUCGAACUUCACCGUAAAGAACUUGAAGACAUUGUUGGAGGCUCCAUCGACUAGAAUCAAGCCGGUUGCAAAUCAAGUAGAAAUGCACCCUUACUUGCCCCAACCAAGAUUACUUGAAUUCUGCAGACAAAAUGAGAUUUUGAUUGAAAGUUACAGUCCUUUGGGUUCGACCAACUCUCCGUUAUUGACGGACGAUGUGGUCCUCAAAAUUGCCAGCAAGUAUGGAGUUACACCUGCAUCAAUUCUCAUCUCUUGGGCCGUAUGGAGAGGCACAGUUGUGUUGCCCAAAUCUGUGACGCCGACUAGAAUUGAGUCAAAUUUCAAGAUUGUUAAGCUCGAGGAUACCGACGGCGUGGAAUUGAAUCAACUUCACAAGGUCCGGGGAAUUAGUAGAUUGGUUUCUCCCGAUUGGGCACCUUUCGUAGUAUUUGAUUCCAACGAGUAA
Molecule: messenger RNA, 603 nt
Organism: Meyerozyma guilliermondii ATCC 6260
Lineage: Eukaryota; Fungi; Ascomycota; Pichiomycetes; Serinales; Debaryomycetaceae
Exons: 1
Coding region: 1-603 (200 amino acids)
Cellular component (GO): cytosol
Molecular function (GO): aldose reductase (NADPH) activity
Source: RefSeq, a predicted model, not a curated record